AUGGAUCUGAUGCGGCGGAUGCCGCCGGGGAGCACCGAGACGGCGCUCAACGCGCUGCUCUCCCUCCUCCCCGACCACUCCCUCGACCUCCUCUCCCAGGUCGACCUCCGGCUCCAGGUUUGCAUGGAUAAGGAGAACAAUAAGGAAUACAUUCUUUGCGAGUAUAACCGCGACACCGAUUCCUAUCGAUCACCUUGGUCAAACAUAUAUGAGCCUCCUUUAGAAGAUGGGACAGUUCCCUCAGAAGAGAUGAGGAAUCUUGAAGUCGAGGCAAAUGAGGUUUUCUCUGUCUAUCGUGAUCAGUACUAUGAAGGUGGGAUCUCAUCUGUGUACAUUUGGGAGGAUGAAGACGAGAGUUUCAUUGCAUGCUUCUUAAUAAAGAAAGAUGGACAAGGGAAAAGAAGUUAUAUGCAAAUAGGUUCGUGGGAUGCUAUUCAUGUUAUCCAGGUUGGUCCUGAAGAGGAAGGAGCAGCACAUUACUGCUUGAACAGCACUGUUAUGCUGUCAUUGACAACAGAUAACAAGCAAUCGGGAACUUUCAACUUGUCCGGAUCAAUUAGGCGGCAGAUGAGCAUGACUCUCGCUGUGGCAGAUGGGCAUCUGGUUAACAUGGGGAAAAUGAUAGAAGAGAUGGAGGGCAAGCUGAGAAAUUCACUGGACCAGACGCAUGAUGGGUGCAUGCAGGCCGAGCACAGCAGGGUGCUGCCGGCGGCGGCGUCCACGCCUGCCAGGUCUAUUUUGGGAAAACCAGGGAAAUGGUUUGCACUCUUAGGCCACCGCCUGAAGUACUUAACAUGA
Triticum turgidum subsp. durum (durum wheat) is the source of this 798-nucleotide messenger RNA. The record is from the annotation of a GenBank genome assembly. Lineage: Eukaryota; Viridiplantae; Streptophyta; Magnoliopsida; Poales; Poaceae.